AUGUUAGGGAUCUUGUCACUUAAACGAGCUGUGGGCAUACUUGUUCUAGUGACAGCCUUAAUCCUUAUGCUCACAAGCUGGCUCGAGACAUCAAAUACCCAAAACUGCUCUUUUCGUAGCACAAUGUCUAUCCAACGCCUUCGUUUGGCCCGAUCGACACCCGAUACACCUCACACACUCUCCUUUGGCCUCUGGGGACAGUGUGCCAUAUACGACUCUCACUGCUCAUGCACACCAACCUCCCUUUCUUACACCCCAGACAACCGUCUUGUAGCAACUACUGCUGGUCAGAUAGCCAAGAUCGUUCUUGUAUUUUUGUCCAAUAUUUCCUUGUUCCUUGCCGUCAUUUCUUAUCACCUGCCCAUACUACAUCCCUCAGUCUGCCUUUCAUUGACCUUACUCGCACUUGUCUGGAUAGCAAGUGGAUUUGGAGUCUCCUACAACCACUACCACCAACAAAUCAAAAAUGCAUGUCAAUCCCAGAUAUGGCCAUGUGCAGACGCAGAUCCUGGCCUAGAAACCAUCCUAUUCGGUCUUGUUAUCGGCCUGUUGGUAGUAGUAACAACAAUACUGCUAUUGUUUCUCAUACAAAAAUCGCCCACCCAACCACAAGAAACCGAUCACAUCAGUCUCCAAAGUGCCACUUUCACCAAUGCCCCCACAAUUAUUGAUCACAAUUAUAAUUACAAUUACAAUUGCACACCUACGCACCCAUAUACACAAAGUUUCCCUCAGAAUCCCGACAAUAUCAAUACCAAUCUCAAUAAUUACGAUUAUCUGCAACAAAAACCAAUUGAAGAUCUACUUCCUCGUGGAUACACUUUUAUCAAAUCCAUUCCACUCCACCCGCCCCCAAACCACUGCAGCCAUAAUUACUACAAUCACCACAAGAUUUCUCCAGCUGAAGAUGACACCCGGCUAAAUAAUUCGGAACACUCGGCUGACACUGACACUGACACAGAUACUGGGACUGGGACUGGGACUAGGACUAGGACUAGGACUGAGACUCGAACUAGAACUAGAACUCGAACUAAAUAUCGUACUGGUGCUGGCAUUGGUACUGGUACUGGUACUGGUACUAAUACUUGUGAUCGUGCUGGUGAUCACGAUCAUGUUGGCAAUGGUACUACUAGUUCUGGCUCUGGUUCUGGUGGUCCUGGUGGUUCUGGUGGUAAUGGUGGUGCUGGCACGACAAUUUCCACACAGAAUUCCAUGUGUUUAAUACCCGCCCAUGUUCCGACUUGCUUCUCAAGAUGGAGUAGACCAUUGGCUAAGCGUGAGAGCCAAUGUUCUCACCAUACUUUUGGUUCAGAUGUUGCCUGGACACAUGUCGUUCCUCGUCUUUCGGCCGAAACCGUCAUGACCUUACCAAAAAGCAUCUACCCCUACCAAACCGGUACCUCGUCGCAGUUUUGUAUGACUCCCGGUUGUGGAAACCAGGCUUUGGAUCCAGAUUACUUUCCAUCACUUUCACAAUCACACUCGGUCAGCAGCAGUCAUCCCAGUCUUGCCCUAGAGCUGACACAUUCAUCAAUUGUCUAUUAUGAAGAUGAUGAUGAUGAUGAAGAAGAUGAUGAUGAUAUAUAA
Phycomyces blakesleeanus NRRL 1555(-) is the source of this 1587-nucleotide messenger RNA. RefSeq lists its product as hypothetical. Bases 1 to 1587 code for a protein of 528 amino acids. The transcript is spliced from 2 exons. NCBI's taxonomy places the organism in Eukaryota, Fungi, Mucoromycota, Mucoromycetes, Mucorales, Phycomycetaceae. The record is from RefSeq and is a predicted model, not a curated record.